AUGAUCGGGGCCUUUAGCUCCUUCUUGGAGCACUUUCUCCAGCGCUUUCCAGGGAAGCUGGGGCGGGGGUGCCAGCCCUUAGACGCCGCAGGCACCGCGCUCCGCCUCCACUGUCGCCCUCCCCUGCGGUCCGGCUGGGACUUGCGUGUUCUGCUCCGGGCCGCCGGGUCCUUUUCCUUCUCCCCAGUUUUACGGGGCGGGGAACAGCCUGCUGAGGGUGACAGGUUCAUCCACGAGCGGGACCUGGCCUUGCUGCAGCGGGCAGACUUGAUCGUGGCGGAAGUGACCCAGCCGUCCUUGGGUGUAGGCUAUGAGGUGGGCCGGGCCAUGGCCCUCAAUAAGCGAAUCCUGUGCCUGUCCCGCCUGGAGUCUGGCCGAGUGCUCUCAGCCAUGAUCCGCGGAGCAGCAGACGGCUGCCGGUUCCAGGUGUGGGACUACGAAGUGGGAGAGGUGGAGGUCAUGCUGGACCGAUACUUUGCAGCGAAUCCUCUUGAGCAGGUGGCUUCCUCCCUUGACCCAACCACUUGA
Molecule: messenger RNA, 528 nt
Organism: Myotis lucifugus (little brown bat)
Lineage: Eukaryota; Metazoa; Chordata; Mammalia; Chiroptera; Vespertilionidae
Gene: DNPH1
Product: 2'-deoxynucleoside 5'-phosphate N-hydrolase 1
Exons: 5
Coding region: 1-528 (175 amino acids)
Biological process (GO): deoxyribonucleoside monophosphate catabolic process
Cellular component (GO): nucleus
Molecular function (GO): 5-hydroxymethyl-dUMP N-hydrolase activity
Source: RefSeq, a predicted model, not a curated record